Messenger RNA from Astyanax mexicanus (Mexican tetra), 3057 nucleotides. Its product is annotated as mucin-19-like. Bases 87 to 2981 code for a protein of 964 amino acids. The record is from RefSeq and is a predicted model, not a curated record. Lineage: Eukaryota; Metazoa; Chordata; Actinopteri; Characiformes; Acestrorhamphidae. The transcript has 3 exons.
UUUGCUUACUUUGUGGUUUGUAUUUGUUUGGGAAGGAAGUUUGGCGAUUGUGCGGCUCCUGGGACACACUCAGCUUUUGAGACACAAUGGUUUCUGGGAACAGGAUCCUGUUCCUUUGCUUGGCAUUAUUUCUUUGGAGAAAUGCUAAUGGACUUGGAGUCUGGCAAAACAGACCUGCUAACUACUGGCAAAGUGGUGGUGUUUCCAAAAGCUUUGGAGAUGCAGUCCUUUCCCCUGCCCAGCAAGGCUUCAGCAGCUCUGCAAGUGGAGUACAAACUGCAGUGGGUGACGUUGGUUCUGCUCAGCCUCUGACUACUUCUGGUAGGGGAGACUCUGUUGCUAAUGUUCCUGGAUUCCUAAGGCAGUACACAAUUUCCCAAGCCCAGAAUGUCCUCAGCCCUCAGAGCACUGCUAACCAGGCUUCCUGUGGAUUUCAGAACCAAUUAGUGAGUAGUCCAGUCUCUUCAGCCCCAAGUUCAGCUAGCCAGUCUCUUUCCUCUCAGCAGAGCAGCUUGCAGUUUGCAUCUCCAGGCCAAGCAACUUCUUCUCUGCCUCAGAGCUUUACAGCUAAUUAUGUCUUUGGCACCCAGACCCAGCCAUCAAGCCCUGGCACAGUAUCCCUGAGUGUGGCAAGUGACUUCCCAACCACCUCCCAGCAAGCUAGCUCUGGUUCCCAGUCAGCAGUAGGUACACUGUAUGCUCAACCUUCAAACUGGUAUUCCUUUACACUGGGUCAGGCACCUUCCCAAUCUGCUACUGCCUCAUACAAGCCUGUGUCUCAAUCCCAGAGUUCAGCCAGCCAGUCUUCUGCCUUGCAGCAAAGCAGCUUAAGCUCCUCAAGUCAGGUCACUACUUCUGUAAGUCAGAGCCUUCCAUCUAGUUAUGUCUCUGGAAUUCAGGCACAAUAUUCAAGCCCAGUGACCUCAACCCUGAGUUUAGCAAGCAACCUGCCCACAAGCUCCCAACAAGCUAGCUCUGGUUCACAGUUAGCAACAGGUACACUGUAUGGUCAGCCAUCUAGUUGGUUUUCCUCUACACAGGGUCAAAGUUUUCAGACUGCUUCCCAGUUUGGUGCUUCCCCAGACAGAUCUGCAUCCUCCUCACAAGGUUCAGUAAGUCUGUCUAGUUCUACACUUCAAACGCCUUCCCAGUUUCAGGCUACCCCAUACAAACCUGUAUUUACAUCCCAGGGUUCAGCUAGUCAAUCCCUUACAUCACAGCAGAGCAGCUUGCAAGUAACCUCUCCAAGCCAGGGAGUUUCUUCUCAGCCUUUGACCCAGACCCAGCCAUCAAGACCUGUGACCGUACCCCUGAGUGUAGCAAGUGAGUUCCCCACAACCUCCCAGCAAGCUAGUUCUGUUUCUCAAUCAGCAGCAGGUACACUAUAUGGUCAGCCCUCUAGCUGGUAUUCCUUUACUCAGGGUCAGACACCUUCCCAAUCUGUUACCACCUCAUACAAACCUGUGUCUCUGCCCCAGGGUUCAGCUAGCCAGUCUUUUGCCUCACAGCAAAGCAGCUUGCAGUUAGGCUCUCCAAGCCUGGGCACUGCUUCUGUUCCUGCAAUCCAGAUGCAAUCUUCAAGCCCAGUGACCUCAACCCUGAGUUUGACAAGCAACCUUCCCACAAGCUCCCAGGCCCAAACUAGCUAUGUGUCCCAGUCAGCAACAGAUCCACUCCAUGGACAUGCCUCUAGCUUGUAUUCCUCUACGCAAGGCCAGGGUGUUCAGAUUGCAUCCCGGUCUGCAGAUGCCCCAAACACCCUUGGAGUAGCUGUAAUUGGUGUGUAUACUGCCGGACCAGCUCAGUGGUAUAGGGUAGAUCCUUUUGGCCGGACUAGCCAAAUCAACGUGCUGCCGUCCCCAUCUCAGGCCACAGGGAGUCUAGGUAGCCAGGCAGCAUCAAGCAGCUCUACCACUACAUCUCAAAGCCAAAGCACCACAGGGUCUGUUGGGUUUGGCUUCCAAAGCCAGAGUGCACCAGCUUCAACUGUAUCUCUGACCCAGGGUGCUGCCCAGCUUCCAACCUUGACCCAGGGUGCUGCCCAGCUUCCAACCUUGACCCAGGGUGCUGCCCAGCUUCCAACCUUGACCCAGGGUGCUGCCCAGCUUCCAACCUUGACCCAGGGUGCUGCCCAGCUUCCAACCUUGACCCAGGGUGCUGCCCAGCUUCCAACCUUGACCCAGGGUGCUGCCCAGCUUCCAACCUUGACCCAGGGUGCUGCCCAGCUUCCAACCUUGACCCAGGGUGCUGCCCAGCUUCCAACCUUGACCCAGGGUGCUGCCCAGCUUCCAACCUUGACCCAGGGUGCUGCCCAGCUUCCAACCUUGACCCAGGGUGCUGCCCAGCUUCCAACCUUGACCCAGGGUGCUGCCCAGCUUCCAACCUUGACCCAGGGUGCUGCCCAGCUUCCAACCUUGACCCAGGGUGCUGCCCAGCUUCCAACCUUGACCCAGGGUGCUGCCCAGCUUCCAACCUUGACCCAGGGUGCUGCCCAGCUUCCAACCUUGACCCAGGGUGCUGCCCAGCUUCCAACCUUGACCCAGGGUGCUGCCCAGCUUCCAUCCUUCACUGCUGCCAACCCCUCUGCCUCUGUGUCUCAGCCAUCCCAGGGGGAGCAGAGCUCAUGGAGAUCUUCAGGUGUGUCUACAUCCUUUGGCCAAAGCUCUUCUGGACAGGUUGCCCCUGUAGCCACUACACAACAGUUCUCCUCUGGAUGGCAAGGCCCUGUCUUUUCUGGCACUUUCCCCUCCCAAUCUGCAAGCACCUCGCCAAGCUCUGGCAGCUAUGGAUCUACAUUUCAAAGCAGAGCAACCCAGGUAGGAAGCUUUGACCAGUUCAGCCAAGUAAGCAGCCCUCUAUCUGUAGCCUCCACAUUCACUAAAGGUAUCCCAACCAGCUUUGGACUUCUGCAAGGCUACAGCAGCCAGCCUAUUGACUUCAGACCUGCCACCCAGAGAGGCAGUGACUUUUUGGUCAAUUAAUAAUUGAUGGCAUGUGUGUAUGCAAGUUUAACUUUUGUAUGAAGAAUUUGUAAUAAAAAAUAUAUUGUCAUUUAAA